Messenger RNA from Tetrahymena thermophila SB210, 1158 nucleotides. RefSeq lists its product as hypothetical. The record is from RefSeq and is a predicted model, not a curated record. The transcript has a single exon. Gene Ontology annotation, molecular function: protein binding. Lineage: Eukaryota; Ciliophora; Oligohymenophorea; Hymenostomatida; Tetrahymenidae.
AUGAAAAAAGUAUCAUACGAAACAAACAACAAAGAUCAAAACUUUGAUUUAAGUGAUCAUUAUUAUAGGCUAUCAGCAAAGAAGAGUGUCAUAGAUAAUAUUUCUUGUAUCUCAUUUUUAUCAGAAAGUUUUUUGGUCUGUGGAGAUGAUCAAGGCUAGCUCUAGAUUUUCUAAACUAAAUCUUUAAAUAAGGUAGCUAGUUAAAAAGUUUUUGAUCAUACUUUAGAUAAAAUCCACGGACCUUUUGGAGAUGGAUUCUUCUUUCUUUAAUCUUAAUUUUCUAACUUAAUAAAGUUAGUUCAUUUAAAUUUUCAAACUUUUGCUCAUUUGAAAAACAUCCAAGAAAACUAAAUUCAUAUUAAUGUCAUUUCUGCAUAUAAGUUUGAUGGCGCGAUUUAACUAUUUUAGAAAAUAUCUGAUAGCUAAUUUGUGAUAAGUUUUAAAUGUGGAUAGCUAAAAUUUUUUGACUUCAACACUGACUCAAAUAACUCACAAGAAAGCAUAAAUUAUGGAGCUUUCCAAAAUAACUUAAGUUAAAGCAAUUUAAAGGCAAGUAGAAUUAAGGAAGAACUCUAUAACAGCGAUGAAUACAUUUUGAUUUAUCAAAAUUAUUAAAACUAUUAAAAAGAAAAUAAAUUCUUUCAAGAAACAAGCUAAUUUAGAUUCAAUUCUGCAAUAACUCAUGUUUCUAGAAUAAAUACAGAGCUAAUAGUAUGCUGUUCAGCUAAAGAGUUAGCCAUAGUUAAUAAUAAUUAAAUAUUACAUACUUGUAAACACAAUUUUGAACAUUUAGGUUUUAUAAUUCCUUUCAAUAAAGAUUCUUUUAUAAUUGGUAGUUAGAGAGGUUAUUUGCAGCUUGUUUUUUAUAAUAAAUGCAAAUAAUCUCUUUAGCAGAUUAUGAAUUAUAAUCUACCUAAUGCAAACAUAGUCACUUCAUUAAAUAAAUAUGGAAGUAGAUCUAUUAUUUACUCUUCAGAAAAAGGUGCUUAUAUCCAUGAUUUAAUGAGCCAUUAAACCAUCUGCUUGCACUCAAAUUUUUCAACUGCUACGGCCUUUCAAUUUAAUUUAGAUUCAUACGAUAAAAAUAUUGUAAUAGCAGAUAAACUUUCUAGCCUUCACCUUUUUUCAUCAAGCAAAGAUAGUAAAAUUAGCGCUUGA